Molecule: messenger RNA, 726 nt
Organism: Talaromyces stipitatus ATCC 10500
Lineage: Eukaryota; Fungi; Ascomycota; Eurotiomycetes; Eurotiales; Trichocomaceae
Product: short chain type dehydrogenase, putative
Exons: 3
Coding region: 1-726 (241 amino acids)
Molecular function (GO): oxidoreductase activity
Source: RefSeq, a predicted model, not a curated record
AUGCCUGCUGAAACACUCUCACUAGCCGGAAACGUCGCCAUCGUUACCGGUUCUGGUCGUGAAAAUGGUAUCGGUGCUGGAAUCGCGUUUGCCCUAGCUCGUAACGGCGCAGCUGUUACCAUUAACUAUGUCUCUGAGUCCUCGGCAAAGCGUGCUGAAGGUGUUGCACAGAAAAUCAGGAAUGAGGGUGGGAAAGCAACUGUUAUAAGGGCGUCUGUUAACGAGGAAGGGCGAAAACUCUUGUCGAGGGGAAAUAUUGGCCCUACCUUGGCCCUAUCUCUGGACAAGGUCAGAGAGACCUUCGAAGUUAAUCUCUACGGUCCUCUGUUCAUGGUCCGUGCGGUCGUGCCACACAUGCCUCCUGGAGGACGUAUAAUCAAUAUCACGUCCGCAGCGGCGAGAAUGCCUUCGGCUACCUACGGUGUCUAUGGAUCGUCAAAGGCUGCGCUUGACUAUCUGACAGCUGUAUGGGCAGAAGAAUUUGGCAAAAGUCGCGGCAUAACUGUCAACUCAGUUGGCCCUGGUAUCGUUGAAACAGAUAUUGUUCCUUCUGACCCUGAAGCCCGGAAAGCAGCUUUCGAACCAUAUGUUCGUAUGACAAGGGCUGCUGAUAGGCCAGGGACGAUUGAAGAUAUUGGAGAUACCGUCCUUUGGUUCGCAUCUGAGAAAGCAAGAUGGAUCACUGCUCAACAUAUUUCUGCUAGUGGAGGCGUAACAGCAUUAUAA